UGAGUUUUGGUCACCGCGGCGCCGCGUCAACUGCCAUCGGCUCGAGCUGGCGCGGACACGACGUCAACGGACACGACGGCGGGUGACGGCAGCGGGACAGGUGCUGCACCUUAUGAUGUAGUUCAGUCAGUAAAGUGUAAAUACAGAUGAAGAUGGCAGAGGUGGUAAAUGGAGUGAGGAAGCUGUGUGCCAGCGCCGUGAUGCUACUUUAUCUUCAGUCUGUGUUUCAUUGAUGAAGAUGUGUGAGAAGAAUGCUUCAUUAUGAGAAGUGGCCCUGGGUGUGAGCCGUACUGUACAGGUCGAUGUGGAGGGGUACUUUGAGGUAUGGCCUCAUUGGAUCUACCGUACCGCUGUCCAAGAUGUGGGGAACACAAGCGUUUUAGGAGUUUGUCUUCAUUGCGAGCUCACCUGGAAUACAACCACACCUAUGAGACCCUUUACGUCCUUUCUAAGUCUAAUAGCAUCUGUGAUGCCAGUAUUGUGUCUCCAGCAGCUGACAAAUCAAUUCUGAUACCUGCUUCCUGUAAAGAAAUCUUUGAAAGUACCUCAUUCAGCAGUAAAGAACAGAGAUAUUUAUAUGAUUUAGAGUGCGGGGAGGAGUUAUCCGCCUGUUACUUGCCUGAGGUUGAGGAACCAGUAAACGAGGUCCUGAUGAGAAAGGCCAUGACUCCCUCCACUCCGCCCGCUGCCCUGGCGGCAGCCGCAGUCGACGCCGUUUAUGAAGAAGGCCUGGCUCGGUUGAAGAUCCAAGCUUUUGAGAAACUGGACUUGAACGAACGCUUGGAGAAGCUAUCCGAAGAGGUGGAGCAGAAGAUCACGGCUCGAGUGGACAAGCUUCAGGGCGAACUUGAAAAGAGAAGCUCAGAAUUGGAGCGAGCCAAGCAGGAGAGUCUCAGGUUGUGUCAAGAGAAGCAGGAUCUUGAGGAUAAGGCUUCGGAACUAUCACGGCAAGUCGACGUGAGUGUGGAAAUGCUGGCGACGUUGAAGCAGGACUUGGUACAGAAGGACCAGGAGCUAGCCAGGAAACAGCAGUGAGGAGAAAGGUAUGCGUCCCCAAGUGGAAUCUCUCGAGGCAAUGUGCCUGUGUCUGAGCAGCAGUCAUUGCCAAAUAUCAGACCCAAGCCCCCUGGCCACGCGUCACGAUGCUACGACAGUGACAGCUUCAUGCCAUCUAUUGAGGUGCAGUGCCUGGAGCAGAGUCCAGAGCACAACUAUCAAUACAAACAGAUGCGUAAUGCAGAGAGCAAGUGCAGCAGAGACCCCAUGUCACGGAACUCAGCGCUACGCAGGCAGGCGGUGGAAAAUUGGCAUCGCAGGCCAUAUCGCAACAGCACGGAGGGAGAAGAAGGGGAUGUGUCUGACGCAGGGUCCAGGACAACUGAAUCCGAGGUGGAUGUGUGGGAGCAAGAGAGUAAAUGCUCCAGCGAGCCACACAAGUUUGGAUCCAACUGUGGCAGGGCGUAUCGCCUCAGUACAAGUAACGCCAAAGCAGUUAGUUACAAAACAGCCAAGCAUCAUAAGGGCAGCCCCUCAAUGUCCAACGAAGUCAUUAGUCCUGAGGUGUUGAAGAUGCGAGCCGCCCUCUUCUGUAUCUUUACGUACCUGGACACCAAGACAUUGUUGCAAACGGCUGAGGUGUGUCGGGAUUGGAAGUACGUGGCCAGACAUCCGGCCGUCUGGACCCGAGUUCUGUUGGAGAACGCCAGAGUGUCCUCUAAGUUCAUGAUGACCCUUUCCCAGUGGUGUACCCAGACCCAUUCGCUCACUCUGCAAAGCAUCAAGCCCCGGCCAAAGGGGAAGAAGGAGAGCAAGGAGGAAUAUCUCAAAAGCAUACAUGGAUGUCUGGAGACUGGGCUGGAAUCCUUGCUGAAGGCUGCGGGCAGCAACCUACUGAUUUUGAAAGUUUCCCACUGCCCCAACAUACUGACUGACCGUUCCCUAUGGCUGGCCAGCUGCUACUGCCGUGCCCUCCAGGCAGUCACCUAUCGGAGUUCCACUGACCCAGUUGGCCAUGAGGUGGUUUGGGCUUUGGGUGCUGGCUGCAGGGACAUAAUUUCUCUACAAGUUGCACCGUUACAUCCAUGCCACCAGCCAACGCGUUUCAACAACCGGAGUCUACAGAUGAUCGGCCGGUGCUGGCCGCACUUGCGGGCACUGGGAGUUGGAGGAGCAGGAUGUGGACUGCAGGGUCUGGCCUCCUUGGCUCGGAACUGUAUCCGUUUGCAAGUUCUGGAACUUGAUCACGUGACUGAAAUAAACCAGGAAGUAGCAGCGGAGGUUUGUCGAGAGGGGCUGAAGGGAUUGGAAAUGCUGGUGUUGACAUCAACCCCAGUCACCCCGAAAGCUCUGCUACAUUUCAACAGUGUGUGUCGCAGCUUGAAGUCUAUUGUGGUCCACGUUGGGAUAACCGAUUACUUUGAGGAGCCAGGCAGUCCAGAAGCUCGCAAGUUGUUUGAAGAAAUGGUCAGCAAACUUCAGGCUCUGAAGAAAAGGCCUGGCUUUUCCAAAAUCCUGCACAUCAAAGCGGAAAGUGUUUGUUGAAGUUUACAACUGAGAACUCCUAUUCUGAUGAUAUAUAUCACCUGAUGGUGAUAUAUUAUUAUUCUCAACAUUAUUACAGAAAUGGGGCUUUUCUGUAACGGUCCAAAACUAAUGCUUGAUCAGAAAGCAAAGCUGACUUGAGUUGUAAUCAAAGAGCAGUCUGAGCUGUAAUCACUCUCACCUCAACCAUCAACCUGCCACAAACUGGCUCAUGUUUCCUACAGGAAGACAGAAGCAUCUCUUCAACGCCCAGUAUCCAUUCAAGUCCCACAUUCAUUGGUCACCCUUCAGUGAUGGAACCAGAAGGCUAGCCAAGCAAUCACAGUCAGACGACUUCAAAUACAAAUGUACAUUGACUGGUGUAGGAGGGAACUGCAGAUGUGGUUUGCACCGAAGAUAGACACAAAAAGCUGGAGUAACUCAGCGGG
This is a messenger RNA of Leucoraja erinaceus (little skate), 2969 nucleotides long. It is a transcript of the gene fbxo41, whose product is annotated as F-box protein 41. NCBI's taxonomy places the organism in Eukaryota, Metazoa, Chordata, Chondrichthyes, Rajiformes, Rajidae. Gene Ontology annotation, molecular function: protein binding. The record is from RefSeq and is a predicted model, not a curated record. The transcript is spliced from 12 exons.